AUGCUGGAAGAUGAGGGACAGUGCAAAUUGCUUGGGCCUUUUGCGCUGAUUGUGCAAAGCUUGAUGGGACUAUUAUCGCUGUCUGCGUUGAUUUUCAAAAGAUACAAGGAGUACCCCAAUAGGAGGCCCUGGAAGGUGUGGUUUUUUGACGUGUCAAAACAGGUGUUUGGGGCCGCGGGGAUCCACACUCUCAACGUUUUGAUGAGCAUAGUGGGUGGCCAAUCAGAUGAUUGGGCUGUUGGUCGUUUUGAGCUCUCCAAGGAGGGGAAAACGUCACCAUACUAUUUCCACGCCAACGCAGACGCAGACAAUCCCUGCGAUUACUAUUUCCUGAACAUUCUGUUUGAUACAACGCUGGGAAUUCCGAUUCUGUGGGUCCUGCUAACGUGCAUAUACGGACUAGCUCGUCGUGCGGAAAUCAGUGGUAUCGAGAGCGGCGUAUAUGGAUCACCACCAAAGUACUCUUGGUACUGUAAACAGCUAGUGCUAUAUUUUGUCGGGCUCAUAUCCAUGAAAUUGCUGAUCUACAUUCUGCUAAUGGUAUGUCCACUACUGGUUACGUUUGCUGGUUGGUUGCUGAGUUGGUCGGAUCCGUUCCCCAGAUUACAGGUUGCAUUCGUGGUGUUGGUGUUUCCCCUGGUGAUGAACACUUUCCAGUAUUAUGUGGUGGAUAACAUAAUUCAGAGUCCGGAGUAUCACAUUCACAAGUCGACUGCAGAUGCAGAUGGCUUGCCAAAAUGA
Molecule: messenger RNA, 741 nt
Organism: Kuraishia capsulata CBS 1993
Lineage: Eukaryota; Fungi; Ascomycota; Pichiomycetes; Pichiales; Pichiaceae
Exons: 1
Coding region: 1-741 (246 amino acids)
Cellular component (GO): membrane
Source: RefSeq, a predicted model, not a curated record